ACAUUGAUAUCAAAUGUCAUAGGUCACGUGUUUUGUUAUGGACGUUUCUGAUUUGUUUGCGGCCGGGUUGAUUGAGAAAGACAUCAAUUCCGAUGUGAUAUGGGUGUGGUCGUAUCCUACUAUUGAGGAUGAAGUUCGUGAGGUAAUCAUGAGGAAGUGCUGUUUGUCAUCUAAUGAUCGGGAGUCGGCGGAUUCUUUGGCUUUGAUUCCCUUCACGUUCGGCCAUUUCGGACGCACCUGGUAUUAUGUGCACUCUAGAGCGACGGAGAGUGAAGAAGUACUGCAGAAAGUGACACAUGUGGCUCUUGUUCUGCUAGCCAAGGAUUUUAAUCCAGAGAAGUACGAAACAUUGUCUGGCAUAUUGCUUCAUAACUACAUGACUACUGGCAAUGCAUCUCGUGUAGCAGAAGGCUUCCUCAGCGUCUUUACAAGAGGAGUGUGUCCUGAUCCUAAUGGAGAGCAGUUCCAAGUGAAAGCAUUUGAUAUACGAAAAGCAUACAUUGCUUCAUCGAUCAAAGACGUGAUCAAUGUAUUUGGAGUUGAAACAAUACUGAUUUACACUGCAUUACUGCUAAAGAAAAGAAUUGUCGUGUUUCAUCCUGAUCUUGUACCGUUACUUCGAAUUGUCAGAGCUCUUCCUGUGCUGGUCUGGCAAAGGCAAAACUGGAAUAUUGUUUAUCCACAUGUUGAAAUCAAUGAUGUCGAAGUGGCAGAUUUGAAGUUAGCUGCUCCAUAUGUUGCUGGUUUCACAGAUCCAGCUAUCGAGAGUCACACUGAGUUGUAUGAUGUGUUUGUUAAUGUUCCUGGUAAUUCUAUUUCUGUGGCUCCACAUGCUAAAGAAUCAUUUGGAAUGGGAAAAAUACACAAAGAGAUUGCGAUGCAAAUGGUGCAAGCUGCUGGAGACGAUGCAACAACAGAACAAAGUCUUAUCAAAGAGCUGGCUGUGAAGACCAGAGAGAUUAUCAACAAUUUGAAGUCAUUUGCUGAUGGAACUCCUCCAAGAAUUACUCUGGAGUUACUACGUACUCGUAAGAUGACUCCAGCCAUGGAGAAUUUCUUAUUCAAUCUGGCAUCCGCUGAAGGUCUAGUGCAAUUGUGAAGCAGUUGUCUGAUGCUUUCUUGGUUACUAGUAUAUCGAACUGGUGUUUCAUACUUAUUAAAUUCAAAACUAUUGUAGAGAGA
Corticium candelabrum is the source of this 1182-nucleotide messenger RNA. Its product is annotated as DENN domain-containing protein 10-like. Bases 38 to 1099 code for a protein of 353 amino acids. The record is from RefSeq and is a predicted model, not a curated record. Lineage: Eukaryota; Metazoa; Porifera; Homoscleromorpha; Homosclerophorida; Plakinidae. Gene Ontology annotation, cellular component: late endosome. Gene Ontology annotation, molecular function: small GTPase binding; guanyl-nucleotide exchange factor activity. Gene Ontology annotation, biological process: protein transport; regulation of early endosome to late endosome transport. The transcript is spliced from 7 exons.